Temnothorax curvispinosus is the source of this 2022-nucleotide messenger RNA. It is a transcript of the gene Syx18, whose product is annotated as syntaxin-18. The coding region runs from base 422 to 1408 and encodes 328 amino acids. Lineage: Eukaryota; Metazoa; Arthropoda; Insecta; Hymenoptera; Formicidae. The transcript has 3 exons. Gene Ontology annotation, cellular component: endoplasmic reticulum; SNARE complex. The record is from RefSeq and is a predicted model, not a curated record. Gene Ontology annotation, biological process: retrograde vesicle-mediated transport, Golgi to endoplasmic reticulum.
ACUCCAAUUCCUAAUACGUACAUGGUUAGGUUUUUGAAACAGGAAUAUUUUUAAAAUAUCGAAUAUGAUGCCAUGAAUAUCAUUCCUUUCUUAAGUUAUGGAAAAAAAAGCCGCUCGAUGCGUGACAGGUGUUUACAAAAUUGACGAUUAUAUCCGUCUGCUAUUUUAUUAAUUUACUCGAAAAGGAAACACAGGCACACUAUCGUGCUGCAUAAUUACAAAUGAUAUCACGGCCGUCGCAGUACUUAAUAUAAUCAGCGCAUUCAUAAACAUAAUAAAUGAGACGCUGAUAGAGAAAGAGUGAGGAUUAUUGCUAAUCACGCAAAAAUCGCAAAGACUUUGGAAGUUCCGAGUUCCGAGCUGCCUCCGGUAGAUCCGGGAGAUCAAGCGAACAAGGGAUUCAAGGGAAUCGCAGGCAGGGAUGGACGUGAGCGCGUUGUUCAAGGCGAGCGUGAAGGCGGUGAAUCUGCGCAACAAGGACCUCGGCGCGCCGGCAACGACGGCGUGUCAGCCGCGUAGAGCCAGGAGCAAGAGCACCUUCUGCGCGAAGGCGUACUCGGUGGUCGUGCAGAUCUCCAAGCUGCGCGAGUUCCUGCUGGAGAACCGCAAGGCCUACCUGAACUUCUCCAACUACCUGUCCGCCGCGCCGCACAUGACGGACGCGGAGCGCGACGAGAUCGACCUGGGCGCGCAGCGGAUAAUGAGCACGUGCUCGCAGCUGGUCAAGGACCUGAAGCGGGAGGUCGCGGCGUCCACGGAGAUCACCCAGCAGAACGUCGAGCAUCGCGAGAUUAUGCUGCUGCUGAUAGAGGACUACCUGAAGAACGUCUGUAAGAUAUACUCGGAGCAGAAGGCGAUGCGCGUGAAGAGGGCGAUGGAGAUGCGAAGGAUCUCCAGGCUGCAGGCGGAUCCCAGACCAGCCGAUCGAUCGUCAGCGACGGUGAUGAAAAAGUCGGCGCUCAACGCGGCGGAGAAAAUCCUGGACGAUCAUGAGAGCAGAAACGACUCGAGCGAGUCGAGUCCGAUGAAGAUUCAGGAGAUCAACGGCGACGUCAAUACGUUGACGUACGAGGAGGAAUUGUCGGCCGAGGACAUCCAGAUGUUCGAGUCGGAGAACGAGCAGCUGUACAACGAGCUCAACACCAUGACGGAGGAGGUCAAGCAGAUCGAGAGCAAAGUGGUGCACAUCGCCGAGCUUCAGGAGAUCUUCACGGAAAAGGUUCUGGACCAAGACAAGGAUCUGGACAGGCUGAUGACGACGGUGGUCGGGUCGACGGAAAACGUGAAAGAGGCGAACGAACAGAUACGACAAGCGAUUCAGCGGAAUGCCGGUCUCAGGGUGUGGAUCCUCUUCUUCCUUCUGGUGAUAUCGUUCUCGCUGUUGUUCCUCGAUUGGUAUAAUCCAUAAGAGUCGACAGACAUCCUGCUGCUCGUAUUUCAAGAUACGAGCGAAGCAAGGAGUUGCGAACACUUACAGGAGAUAUUUAUAUUUGGUACAAUUCGUAAAAACGCACUUCUAGUUAUUAAACUAUUGAAUUUUAUGAAUAUUUAUUGUACCAAUUUGCGAUAAUUGUCACUUUCGUAAGAAUGAAAGAAUAGAUGUGUCGGAAAAGAGAAAGAGAGAACAUUUGCCAAAAAAUAUGUUGCUAUAUUUUAUCCCCGGACAUUAUUGUACAUAAUAGCUAUAACUUAUUAAUAUAUAUGUAUAAUAAAAUUUGUAUAGUAUAUAUUUACUUAUAUACAACGCGUCUCUUCACAUAUAUGCACGUACAAAAACACAUCUACUUAGUUGGUAAUUCACCUUAAUAAAACUGUGAGUUUUGCCAACUGCGUUGCUAACGUCAAUUGUGCAUCAAUGUACUUUUUGCUCUGUAUCUUUCGUAAUAAUAUUCUCUUAAGGCUCCCGUUUCCUCUCGCUGUAGUGGUAAUGAAUUAUAAGAGAUCAGAAGUUGGAGAUCAUGUAAAUAUCGUUUUAUAUACGUUUAAGCUUCGUUUAUAUUUGAAAUAAAUUAGUUUUCAUAU